Molecule: messenger RNA, 4238 nt
Organism: Solea senegalensis (Senegalese sole)
Lineage: Eukaryota; Metazoa; Chordata; Actinopteri; Pleuronectiformes; Soleidae
Product: KIAA2013 ortholog
Exons: 3
Coding region: 399-2285 (628 amino acids)
Source: RefSeq, a predicted model, not a curated record
UUACGACACUUGUGACAAACCAGAAGUGUCAACCGCUGGCUGCAGCUCCUGGGGACACGGGUGUUUUUUGUUGCAGUACCCGGAGAAAACAAACACCAAACGACACGGACAUGUGACACCGUAAAGACGGUCACACUCCGCCGGCGAAGGAUACGACGGUGACCACGAUGCGGGGAAGAACGACCGCUUUCAGGCAGCUUUCGUUCGCGGCCCUAGCCACCGAGCUAAGCUAACUCACCCGGAAGCUGGUUAUCAAAGCUUGUUUUUGUGGCUUUACGCCUGAGGGAACAUGAUUUGAGAGUGAGUUGAAGUCCAUGUGACGUGUAUGGACUUUGAUCCUGAGCAGCGUGGGUACAGUGUUGACUCGCGGACCUGGGAUUCUCUGACCUGAAAAUAAAAUGUGGCUCCAGCAGAGACUGAAGGGGCUGCCGGGCUUGUUGUCGAGCAGCUGGGCGAGAAGGCUCACCAUAGGUCUGCUGCUCUUCCUCAUCUUCUACUGGUACCUGGGGGCGGAGCGCAGGUGGACGCUCUUCAGCAACUCGGCCAUGGCUGGCGGGGCAGCUGGACAGUGUCUGCAGACUGAAAUCCACAGGUGGAAGUCCCUGGUGGAACGAGGAGAGGGGAUCUACAGGACACCUCAGGAACAGCUAGUCACACCUUUUGUAUCAGGUAAUGGUCACAUUCUGCUUGACAUUGACUCUAACAAACUGUGGGUGGCCUCGUCUUCGCAGCCCGGCAUGGCCCCGGUCCACCAGACUGAGUUUUCCCCAAGAGUCGGUGUGCAUCCGGAGGGGAAUCGAGCCGAGGCCCAGGCCAGCAUCCUGUUGUUCAGGAAAGGAUCGGUGCUGUCAGUCCGCUGUGUACUGCAGUCAUCCCAGGACUGUGUCACCAUCAGAGAGGAGUUCAUGGCACACAGGAGCAGACCCAACGUCUACCUGCAGCGGAUCCACAUCAACAACCCGUCUGACAGAGUCGCCUCGCUGGACGUUUCUUCUGACAAUCCCACCUUCGGUAGCAAGUUCUCCACCACUGUGGAGAAACUGGAGGACACAGACAUACUGCUGUCCGCUGGCAGAGUGCCUGUGGAGAGUAAUCGCAUAGUGCUGGUAGUGGUGGUCACCAAAAAGGUGAGCAGCAGGAUUCAGGUCAGUGCAAAGUCAGAGUACACAGACAACAUCCUGUCAGUGGUGUGGACCUCACAGCCCAUCGAUUCCUCCAAGCUGGAGGAGACCUUCAGUUCCCUCAGGGAAGGAGCCAAAAAGGAAAUGGGGGAGCUGCUAAGCACCAGUGUGGAUGAUCUGGUGGCAGAUCACCAGCAGGCCUGGAUGGAUCUCUUUAUUUCAGGUGUCGAAAUGAGGAAGAUCACAGACUCCCACACACCAUCGAGCCGCACAGUCAACACCACCCUCUACUACAUCCUCUCCUCCUCCACUGCUCCCCUUCUGGACCACAGGCUGGUCAGCGAGGAGCGCGCACGCCUCGAGUCCAGCCUCAACUACGCUGACCACUGCUUCAGCGGCCACGCCACCAUGCACGCAGAGAACCUGUGGCCCGAGCGUGUGAGCAGCACCGCGCAGAUCCUGCAGCUUGUCACGCUGUGGACCCUGACUCUGCAGAAGAGAGGCUGCAAGGUGCUGGUGGCGGCGGGGGCCCACGGAGCCAUGCAGGGCAUGGUGCUCAGCUUUGGCGGCCUCCAGUUCACGGAAAACCACCUUCAGUUCCAGGCUGACCCGGACGUGCUGCACAACAGCUACGCCCUGAGAGGGAUCCACUACAACCAGGACCUCAUCAACCUGGCCGUGCUGCUGGACAUGGACGGGAAGCCGUUUCUUCACGUGUCGGUGAAGCAGCAGGAGCAGCCAGUGAAGCUGUACGCCUGCGAGGCCGGCUGCCUCAACGAGCCCGUGGAGCUGACAUCCGAGAUCAAAGGCCAUACCUUCCCUGUGAUGGUGACUCAGCCGAUCACCCCGCUGCUCUAUAUCUCCACAGACCUGCGUCACCUGCAGGACCUGCGCCACACGCUGCACCUUAAGGCCAUCCUGGCCCACGAGGAGCACAUGGCGAACAGAUACCCAGGCCUGCCCUUCCUCUUCUGGUUCAGCGUGGCCUCGCUUAUAACGCUCUUCCACCUUUUCCUCUUCAAGGUCAUAUACAACGAGUACUGUGGCCCCGGCGCCAAGCCCCUCUUCAGGAGCAAGCAGGUUGCCAGCAAAAGUGAGGAUGCCUGCUGCGACACCAGUGACACUGCUUGCACACAGUCAACGUGCAGCGGUGGUUCUGCUUGAGCUUUUGGCAGCUUGAUGGCAGAUGGUAGCAUGGCUGUGCUGGUGUUCAGUGAGAGGUCACGGUCAGGCGUUGUUGUCGGCUGUCGACAUGUCACAGCUUAAACUGGCUGCUUUUAAUAAUGAGUGACAUCUGCUGGUGAGAAGCGGCACGGGGCAGGAGGUUAUCGCUGCCCGCCGACAGCCCAGACUGUAAGUACUUAAAGCUCCAGUGCAUAACUUCUUAAUCACACGCCACUCAGGCCACUCAGGCACAGCUGUCUCACUUUACUCACGCUAUAUUGCUCUUGUGAUUCUGCCGCCUUGCUUCUGUCAGUCGCAAGGGAAAAACGGACCACUUCCUGUGUGCAGUGCUUUGGAUUUUUAUACUCUACAUCUUAUUGGGAAACACAGAUUGAUUGACAUUAUGUGGCUGGAAUGUACGGUACCUUUGUUUAUAUUUAAAAGUUUUUGCACUACAGCUACUUUAUGUUUUUGUUCUUCGGGGUCUUCUGUGAUUCUAGGUUUAAAAAGACACGUGUCCACACUUGAGCUGGGGACACACGACUACACAGUCGUCACAGUCGAGUGGUUUCCUCUGACGAAAGACAUCAAACUCUCGCAAGAGCGUCCACCUCUGCGCUACUUCCCGUGUCUUCUGACACCAUUUCCUGUGUCCCACCUACUCUUUUUUCAUUGGCUGUUUACAGUUGGGGUUGUUUGACUGCGACUGAGGCCAACUGUCCCCGACUACUACUGCCUGGUGCAGACUCUGCCCAGCUGUGUAUCCAGGGUAAAAUCGGGGCAAAAAAAUCCUAGUAGUGCGUCACAGCUUUCAGGAUUUCUUGUGCAACUGCUUCAUUUUCCCCAAGAAUGUAAAAGGAGACGAACGCUCUGGGAGCAAAAGUCUUAAAUUCAAUAGGAAAAUUAUCCUAAAAAAUUGGGUCAGUGGAGCUACUCGCAGCUCACAGCACCACCAAUUUUUCUCUACUGGACUUGAAGCUGCAGUCGGCAGGAUCACAAGAGAUAUAGUUGCUUUUUUGGGUCUCAUAUUUUGGAACAGAGGCUUUGUGAAACUGAGCUGCACUGUGAUUAAUCAAACUACCGUCAACAGGACAGACUUCUGUAAACAGGAGGAGAUGAGAUCACUUGAAUUAACAUAAUGCUGAAAGCUUAUUUUGAAAUGAUUGAUAAAUACCGGAAAAAAGACAAACACGCAGAAUCUGUUCAAAUACUUAGGAAAAAAUAAGGAAAAAGGAUUUUUUUUUUAUUAGAACAGCCGCAUAGAGGAGGUUUAUUAUACAGAGUUAAAGCUGCUUUUAGAGACGUCGUCUGUUGGCGAACUUCCCGCCCUCCCUCAUUCCGUUAUCUCAUGAACACAUUUGAAAAGGGGAGGGGCCUUUUAUUUACUGACAAACAGCAGAGACGACCGCCUCCCUGUGGAGUCUGGCUCCUGAUUGGAUAAAGUGUUGUGUCCUAUAUUGACUGUCGGACUCCUUAAUUUCUCUGAACAAACACUCCAGCCCAGUGACAGCUGUUACUGUCACUCACUGACUGCAGCUUUAAUUCACCCAGAGAGGUUUUACUAAUCAAACUGUACACUGAAAGUAAAUCAUUCAACAUAACCAUGUCACUUUGACACAUGGUGGUGGAAGCAGACAUUUCAUCCAAGUUCACUCAUUCACUGGCUGUUAGAAUGACAGAGUAGUUUCCUAGAGUAGAAUAAGGUGGAAAUCAUUCAUGUUUUUGUUUUUUUUUCCUCUUCUCUUUGUGACUCAAUCCAAUCUCUAAUAACGUUAUGUGAACUACUGAGUCUGCCUUAAUGAAGAAAUGAAGAAGAUAAUUUAUUGAGCUUAAACGGCCGUGAGCUGUUAUCAGAUUGUACUUGAAUGGCUCGGUGCGCGUGUGUGUGUAAAAAUGAUUUUUUUCCUGUCUGUCUUCUGCCAGGGAGAAUAAAUACUGAUUAUUGUGAGGAAA